Molecule: messenger RNA, 597 nt
Organism: Thamnophis elegans (Western terrestrial garter snake)
Lineage: Eukaryota; Metazoa; Chordata; Lepidosauria; Squamata; Natricidae
Gene: RBPMS2
Product: RNA binding protein, mRNA processing factor 2
Biological process (GO): negative regulation of smooth muscle cell differentiation
Molecular function (GO): mRNA binding; protein homodimerization activity
Source: RefSeq, a predicted model, not a curated record
AUGAGAUCCGUCACUCUUGAAAAUGUGUCAUGGAUUUUGAGGCACAGUGUACGGACACUUUUUGUGAGUGGCCUUCCAGUGGACAUCAAGCCCCGAGAACUCUACCUCCUUUUCCGACCAUUUAAGGGUUAUGAAGGAUCACUGAUCAAACUAACAUCCAAACAGCCAGUAGGCUUUGUUACCUUCGACAGCCGCUCUGGUGCAGAAGCUGCAAAGAAUGCUUUGAAUGGGAUCCGCUUCGACCCAGAGAACCCCCAGACGCUGCGAUUAGAGUUUGCCAAGGCCAACACCAAGAUGGCAAAGAGCAAGCUAAUGGCCACACCAAACCCCACCAACCUCCACCCUGCCCUCGGCGCACAUUUCAUUGCAGAUCCUUAUGAUCUGACUGGAGCUGCACUGACGGCAUCUCCAGAGGCAUGGGCUCCCUACCCCCUGUACACCACGGAGCUUACCCCUGCCAUCCCACAUGCAGCUUUCACCUAUCCAGCUGCUGCAGCUGCUGCCGCUGCUCUUCACGCUCAGAGCGGCUGGUACCCUCCUUCUGACGCAACCCCAGGAUGGAAGUCCCGGCAGUUCUGUUAGUUUUAGUGAGUAUCG